GGUAAACCCGAGAGUUGAAAGAAAGAGAAGAGACGAGAAGAGACACAGACACAGACUCUCACGUUGUUCCUGCUGCUGUUACUGCUCUCGAUUUCCCCAAAACCCAACUCCCUAAUCAUUCGAAUCCCCUCAGCCGGAAAACCACCCUCCACCAGUCCUCACUCCGAUCCCUUCCAACAUGAGCACCGGCGAGCUUCUCAACAUCGAACCCCAAGAGCUCCAAUUCGCAUUUGAACUGAAGAAGCAGAUCUCGUGCUCUCUGCAACUCUCCAACAAGACCGAUGAGUAUGUGGCUUUUAAGGUAAAGACAACAAACCCCAAAAAGUAUUGUGUUAGACCCAACACUGGGGUUGUGUUGCCGAGGUCCACAUGUGAUGUUAUAGUGACUAUGCAAGCGCAAAAGGAGAUGCCGUCGGAUAUGCAAUGCAAGGACAAGUUCCUUCUUCAGAGUGUAGUUGCUAGCGCCGGGGCUACCACCAAGGAUAUCACUCCAGAGAUGUUCAAUAAGGAGUCGGGGCAUAAUGUUGAAGAGUGUAAGUUGAAGGUUAACUAUGUUGACCCUCCUAGGCCCCCAUCUCCGGUUCGGGAAGGUUCAGAGGAAGGUUCAUCGCCUAGGGCUUCGGUGGACAAUGGGAAUUCAAAUGAUACUGAGUUCAAAGCUGCUUCAAGAGCUUUUGGCGAGAGACAUGAGCCUCAAGAUAACUCCGAGGCUAAGAGUCUUAUUGCAAGGCUGACUGAUGAGAAAAAUUCUGCUAUUCAGCAAAAUAAUAGGCUUCAGCAAGAACUGGAUCUUUUGAGGAGAGAGGCUAACGCAAGCCGCGGCGGUAUUGCAUUUAUUUAUGUUGUUAUAGUGGGUUUGAUUGGCAUUAUUUUGGGGUACCUUCUGAAGAAGACAUGACCAGCAGAGACUCUUCCUAUUCCUGUGGCACUCCAUUGCUAGACAGAGAGAU
This is a messenger RNA of Fragaria vesca subsp. vesca, 950 nucleotides long. RefSeq names its product vesicle-associated protein 1-2-like. NCBI's taxonomy places the organism in Eukaryota, Viridiplantae, Streptophyta, Magnoliopsida, Rosales, Rosaceae. Gene Ontology annotation, biological process: endoplasmic reticulum membrane organization. Gene Ontology annotation, cellular component: plasma membrane; endoplasmic reticulum membrane. The record is from RefSeq and is a predicted model, not a curated record. The coding region runs from base 179 to 898 and encodes 239 amino acids. The transcript is spliced from 8 exons.